AUGCACAAGCCGUCCACCUCCAAGCUGCCAAAACCAGAGAGAAGCAUCACAAAUGACACCGCAACUUCCGUACCUACAGCAACACCCUAUACCUCCCGCCGCGCCAGAGCCGUUGCUCCCGCGAAGCCACCGCCACCCACUGCUCUCCUCCCACCGCGGAAGCCCGAUCAGACGCCUGCCGAGCCUACAGCAGCAGCAGCAGCAGCAGCAGCGGGCGCCAAGGAUGAUGAUGGUGAUGAUGAUGAGGGCACCACGGCGCCCCCCCGGGUACCGUUUGUCUGCACCUUCUGCCACCGCGUCUCGGCCGACAGGCCGCACGCGCUCGGCCGCUCGGCGCGCCUGGCCUGCGGGCCCUGCCGCGACGCCGUGCUGGACCUGGCCAUCUGCUGGGUGUGCGGGGAGGUCGUGUACCGCGGGUCCGAGUGCGUGAGCCUCGGGUGGUGCUUCUGGCACGCCGCGUGCUACGGGUGCCUGUUCUGCGGGGCGAAGAGGGUCGUCCGCGGGGCGAGCGUGGGGGAGGUGUACCGCCGCCGUCGUCCCCGGUCGGGUGUGCAGGGUGACGAGGAUGAGGGGGCCGGUGGUGGCGGUAAGAGGAGGGAAGUUGGGGAGGUGCCGCUUUGCGGGUACUGUGCUGCUGGGGUCGAGGAGCAAGGGCUGGAUGGGGACGGGGUGGUGAGGAAGGGGUUGGAGAGGGUUGAUGCGGCUGAUGGGGGACUGAGUCGGAUGCGGUGGGAGGUGCUGGAGAAGGAGAAGGGGAGGGGGAAGAAGGACGAGAGGGAAAAGAAGAAUGAGAGCGAAAAGAAGACUGAGACGAGAAUGCCAGUGGGUAAGGCGAGGAGCAAAGAGGUUGGCAACGGGAGGCAGAGGACUGGUCGGGUGAUCGAGGAGCGUCUACGGCGGUUUCAGGCGGACGGAGCAAGCAGUGGUGUUCCGGCGGUGCGAGCACGGGACCAGCCCGGGUGCCCGGUGCCCCUGGCGUCUACGAUAUAUGUCUCCCUACAUGAUCCGCUUGGGCAACCUGCUUUCAAGCCAGGUUUGGCGAAGCCUGUGCCCAGGUGGAUGCAGUAUCUGCCCAGCAAUAGGGGCCUCCGGACGAUUGGAGGACAGCCAGCAUCGCCGUCCGUGCUAGACAGGCAUUUCCCUCGACACCCUCGUCCGGAUGCUAGUAUGAGCUAUCCCUCCUUUGCAGGGCAUCAGGGAUCGUCUCCAGACUCACGAGGCCAAGUGCAGGCCAGCGCAGCGUUCCUAAGCCCGACUGAAGCCGAUACAUAUAAGUCUUUCAUACUCGGCCGCAGAAGUCCCUUGAUCAGAGAGGAGCCUUUGGUGCGCCCUUCGUCACGACAAGGCGUGCGUACUUUCGUGGAGGACGAAGGCUCUGCGGUAACACCGUCGGCAUAUGCUACGCCGCCAGAGUAUCCAGGGUCACAGCUGUCCGGGGGGGAGGAGGAUGGGAUUUCCCAGAAGCACACGUCUGAGGAAGAGACCAGAACAAAGAGGCAGCCUACUCAUUCUAGGCUUCAACAGCCAAGGGAGGCCGGGAAAGGCAACCCCUUACCGCGUGUCAUUUCAGCGAGAGCAACCAAGGUUUAUCGAGGGACCAGAGAACUGGAACCGCUUGGUGGUCCAAAGACGGAGAUUCCACCUGAAUCAAAUGACAGAAUCAUGCCGAGUGAACUUAGGGGACAAAGGAGGAUGGCCUCACCCAGUCACUCGUCAGAAUUUCUUGAUCGGUAUGGUACGAGACGCCCAGCUCUCCCGCGGACAGUCCGACCAGCAGGCGUACAGAUGAGGCAGAAUAAGAUUAAAGACAACUCUGCUUCUCAGUACUGA
Thyridium curvatum is the source of this 1830-nucleotide messenger RNA. RefSeq lists its product as uncharacterized. The record is from RefSeq and is a predicted model, not a curated record. The transcript has a single exon. Bases 1 to 1830 code for a protein of 609 amino acids. Lineage: Eukaryota; Fungi; Ascomycota; Sordariomycetes; Thyridiales; Thyridiaceae.